UGGACGGUUGAUAUUUUGCAAAUAUGCGAUAACUUGCUGUUUGUCGACGCAGGGAGCUUCUGUGUAUGUAGGUACUGUUAAAUAGCUAUGAAGAUCACUACAGGAUCACGAACGAUGAAGGGUUACUGGUUUGUUUUUCAUUUGGCCGUAUUGCUGCUUUUUGGGAAGGAGGCUUUUUCUCAGAUACGAUAUACUGUUCCAGAGGAGGUUGCAGAUGGAACUGUAGUUGGAAAUAUUGCGAAAGAUCUGGGCCUUGACAUCAAUUCUUUGGCUGAUCGACGUUUUCGUGUUGUGUCUGGAAAUACGGACGUCUUUUUUGAGGUAAACCAGGACAAUGGGGCUCUCUAUGUUCGCAAGAAAAUCGACAGAGAGGUUCUCUGUCAAGGAAGUGGCGCGUGCUUAUUGGAGCUAAAAAUUCUUGUUGAAAACCCACUGGAAAUGCAUUAUGUAGUUGUGGAAAUUACUGAUGUAAAUGAUCAUUCUCCUAAUUUCUCCGAAAGAAAUCAGAGAUUUGAAAUAGCCGAACAUACAUUGCCAGGAAGGCGGUUCCAGCUACACACCGCUCGUGAUCCUGAUGCAGGACUUAAUUCCAUUCAUACCUACACCUUAACACCAAACGAUCAUUUUGAAUUAGAUGUCCGCCAAAGUGACGAGGACAAAAUACCAUUUUUAGUCCUAAAAAAGUCGCUGGACAGAGAGCAAAAAUGCAACCAUUCGCUUGUCAUUACAGCAGUUGAUGGGGCUAAACCUCCAAGAUCCGGAACCCUAAAUGUUACCGUUAUUGUUCUAGACAUUAAUGACAAUCGCCCAAUGUUUAGUAAGGAAAUUUAUGAAAUUUCAGUCCCAGAAAACGUUUUGGUUGGCACCAAAAUAUUUAAAGUUAAUGCGACAGAUCCAGAUGAAAACUUAAAUGGAGCAGUUGAAUAUAGCCUUGGAAAAACUCUAAAGAAGAAAGUGUAUGAUAUAUUUGAACUGGACAAGUUAAGUGGGGAAAUUAUAGUAGAGGGAUUGAUUGACUAUGAAGAAAAUGACGUUUACAAACUUGAUAUUGAGGCGUCCGAUAAAGGAACACCCCCACUGACGGGUGAGUGCAGAGUCAUCAUAAAAAUCACAGAUGUUAAUGACAAUCCACCAGAAAUAGAAAUCACGUCACUAUCAAAUUCAGUAUCCGAGGACUCCAAGCCUGGCACAGUUAUUUCUCUACUUAGUGUAACAGAUAGAGAUUCCGGAGUGAACGGAAAUAUUAUUACAAGCAUAAUCUCAGACGUGCCU
Molecule: messenger RNA, 1272 nt
Organism: Neolamprologus brichardi
Lineage: Eukaryota; Metazoa; Chordata; Actinopteri; Cichliformes; Cichlidae
Source: RefSeq, a predicted model, not a curated record